Molecule: messenger RNA, 1407 nt
Organism: Dalotia coriaria
Lineage: Eukaryota; Metazoa; Arthropoda; Insecta; Coleoptera; Staphylinidae
Product: dual specificity protein phosphatase MPK-4-like
Exons: 2
Coding region: 338-1294 (318 amino acids)
Biological process (GO): protein dephosphorylation
Cellular component (GO): nucleus
Molecular function (GO): protein tyrosine/serine/threonine phosphatase activity
Source: RefSeq, a predicted model, not a curated record
GACUAGUUAAGCAAAGUAUUUCACAAUAAUUAAUCGCAUUAAUCAUCACUACAUUGAUAUUUACCACCUAUUUACCACCUAUAUAAAUAAACCCUCAAGUAAUCCAAUAAAUUAUUACAUAUCUUUCCGGCUGUAUAAAAACAAAGAACGAAUAUUAUUAAAUCAAUAGCAUCCCCGGUGUCCCCAAUCUUCGACCCUCGCACUACCUCGCACCCCUGCGUUGUAUUACGCAGUUGAAUUCUGUUUGGAAGUGGUCUGAUCUAAGUCUAACCUCAAUGUUCACAAAACACAAAUAAAGACAAAAAUCUCCAAUCUAUUUAAUCUUGAAACAUACAACAUGAGCAAAGCAAUGGAAGAUCAACCAGGACUGGAUGUUGUCCAUAAAUACUACAAUGGAGGUCCAGUCAGCUUGGAUCUAAUUGAGAAGAAUCUGUACUUGGGCAACUUGACAGCAGCUACCGACAUUUCCACAUUGACCAAAUACAAAAUCACACACAUUUUAACAAUUGACACCUGCCCAUUGCCAAGAAAGAUCCUAGAGUUAAAACACAUCACCACCAAAUACAUUCAGCUAUCAGAUCUUCCCAAAGAAGACCUCCUGAGUCACUUCGAUGAUACCUAUCAGUUUAUAUCAAAUGGAGUCAGCAAAGGUACUGUUUUUGUGCAUUGCUAUUUUGGUGUCUCUCGGAGUGCCACUGUGAUCAUUGCAUAUUUGAUGAAGAAGUAUGGAUUGACCUACAUUGAGGCCUUUGAUAUGGCCAAGAAGCAAAGAUCCUUGGUUUAUCCUAAUCAGGGAUUUGUUUCACAACUGGUGCUGUACAGAGAGAUGGGAUUCAAAGUGGAUCCCAAGCAUAUGAAGUACAAAAUAUUCCGGCUUGGCAUGGCCGCUGAUAAAGUAAAGAAGUGCCGGAUUUUACCACAAGAUUACUUUGAUUUAGUCAAGGCCGAUCCAGGUCUCACACAAACGCAGCCGGAGCCAAAUGUGUAUCGAUGCAGGAAGUGCAGACGCGUCUUAGCUGGCGAGACGAAUUUAAUCACGCAUUUGGAUAAGACAAUGGAGAAUGCUGUUUGUACAAAGACAUACUUCUUGGAGCCGUUGUCGUGGAUGGGUGGGAUCACACAGAGCACUCAGGGGAAAUUACACUGUCCUAAGUGUAAUAAUAAAGUCGGGUCCUUUUCGUGGAUCAUGGGAUGUCAGUGCCCAUGUGGUUGUCAAGUGGCUCCAGCGUUUUAUUUAUGUCCGUCGAAAGUCGACUGGACAAAUGUUGUUAAAAAUGUUGAAUGCACAAUCUAGGUGCAAUGUUGUAAAAUGUAAAUUAUUGAGAUAUGUAUUAUUCAGUGUAUUGCCCUGAGCUUCCAAAGAUAUUUAUUAAACAUUCCAAUAAAGUCAGUUCAAAACAAAGAAAA